This is a messenger RNA of Postia placenta MAD-698-R-SB12, 2460 nucleotides long. RefSeq lists its product as hypothetical. Bases 1 to 2460 code for a protein of 819 amino acids. Lineage: Eukaryota; Fungi; Basidiomycota; Agaricomycetes; Polyporales; Adustoporiaceae. The transcript is spliced from 17 exons. The record is from RefSeq and is a predicted model, not a curated record.
AUGUCGUUCACAAUCGAACGGUGCGUUUUCCCUCGCCUCUGCAUACAAUGCUACCAACUCACGUGUUUCAUUGUGCACUCGUGCAGCAUCAUCGAUUUCUCGCUGCGCGCCAUAGAAUCACGCAACGCCUCCGAUCGCGUCUCGAAGUUCUUCAUUUCUUGGCUACAGACUACAUACGCGGCCGGUUUCAUCAGCAUUGGCCAGGACCUCGCCAUUGUCGCCCGCACUUACCUCGUCCACACUACAAUGGGGAGCAUCGACAAACCGAUAACGCCUUUCAGAUCCACGGAUCAGCCAGAGGCACCGCUGACGAGUUACUAUGGUGACUCAGCGUCCUCGAGCUCGUCGGGAUACAGGGACCUGUCUUUGUCUGUGGACGAGGCGGACCGCGAGGACGAGCUUCGCCGCCGCUUCUGGAUCCGCCGCUUCACGGUGUCCGGUGGCACGUACUACGCGGGCGAGACCAACACAAGCCAGGCCCAGCUCACACAGCAGACAAGAUUCAAUAGGAUUGCAGCGACCAUCAUCGCCUUGAUCCUUCUUCAAGUCACGAACUGGGUUACGAUCGUGGUCUGGUGGACGAGCCGGGGGCGCGUCCAGCUUAUGCCUGUGCUAAUUAUAUGCGCCGAUGCAAAUCUACUUACCGUGACAUGUAUCUAUCGGCUGUCAGUCAUGCCGUUCCAAACUACCAACCUACUCUCCAUGGGAUCGCACUCGCUCAAUACGCCCUUGGAGAAGGCGGCAUUCUACGCUUUCCACAUCGCACCAGAGUGGAUCGCUGGUGCGAUUCUGCUUUGUGUGAAUGUCAAGGAGAUGUUCCACACCGGUCUGACGGGCGAUUGGCGGUCGACCGAUAGUCACUUAAAAACCAAACCGCCACACGAAGAAAAGCUGGUAUUCCAUGGCAUAAAACUCGCCAUCCUCAAGGCUCGACACCUGCCGAGACCGAAAUCUAUCGCGCGAAAGGUUCCAGUACAUUCGUCAAGUCUCGGCUACGCUAACGGCUACAGUGCAUGGCUCCAGCGACGCCACAAUUCAGCCUCGACCAGUAAGAAAUCUACCUCUGGGCACUCGCUGUCAUUUGAUUGGCGGAGUGGCACAGCAAUUGCUGAGACUUGGGCCCCAGGAAGAUACCUAUGCUCUAUGCCACACCUACUGUGCGACCGUAGGGACGUAUUGGAAAUCUUCAGUUUUCAAUUUGGGGAUGUUUGGUACCUGUGCGUGACGGCAGGCAUCUGUCAAGCCAUGAAGACAACCUCAGAUGAUCUGGAAUGCUCUGGCUGUCUCGCUGAUUACUCUGCGCGAAGCUUCUCCAUCUUAAGCGCGAUGUCGGGAUCCACCGCCAUCCAUCAAGCACCCCCACAACCAUUGAAGCUCGCUGCCCCCAAAUGUCGACUGUCUGCUGCGUUCGGCUACCUCCUACCGCAUACGAUUGCUUUUGGGAGGGAGACGACGAUGCAGAAUAAAGGCACUACAACAGAGCACCUCCUGGCUUCAAUGGAUGCGACCCAGCACAUACACUGCGAGCGGUUGGAAAGUCGAACGCUUGCGCACGCUCGAGAUCACACGCCCAUCCCCCCACCCAUGAUGCCCCCUGCGGCGGCAUUUGGCCUCGAUGCCGCAUCCAACAUGGGAGUCCAUGUUCAAACAUGUUCUGGAAAGGGUGAUCGAGAGUGCCAUUUCCGCCGACGCAUGUCCCUGUGUCGUUUGGUGACUCCACGACCCGUUCGACAUCCAACACUCUUCGACACAUCGUCUUCGCCGCACCACUACAACACCGCGACGAACGACGCCUCAACCCCCCGAUGGAACUGGCAACUCCGUCGAAGACCGCGGCACCACGGGUUCACACUCUCAACGAGCGGACUCGGGGAGAAGACUCAAAGCUUCAAGCCCCGGGGGGACCUCCGGCGCGCAAGCCCCGGGCAUGGUAGAAAGCAAAAUCAAGUACCCCAAGAAACCGACGGCAACCACGGGACAAGAGAUGGGCCGUCGGUAGCUGCGCCCUUUGGAGGUCGCCUCAGGGUGGCGGCGCUGGAGAGCCAAAAGAAGACUCACCGGCAACAACACUACGGCCAACACCUGCAGCUCGGACUAGUCGCCCGGGGCCUAUGGCGGAAACUCCACUGGCGAAACAGCGAGACCACCGCGCGGCGGGGAGGUCGCCUCGGUGCGCGGUUCUAUGCGACGGCCAACACCUUCACUCCGGGUUUCGCGGUUGCUCGGGACUGGAGGGCCUAUGGGGGAAACUUCACUGGCGAAAGGCGAGACCGCGAACACAACCACUCUUCAAGUUGGUCGGCCGGCUUGGGGACGCGGAGUCCGCACUGUGCGGGCGAAGAGCUACGACCGACAACUGCGCCUCAAGUUCUUCGAUCGGACUUGGGAACGCGAGAUACUAUUUAUCGUAGGUAUCGAGCCGAGGUCAGGGUACUUGCAGGCUGGAGUCUUGUCGCAUGA